GUAGCUAAUUUGUAUUUCCAUUCCCAUCGAUCAUUCCCCAAAAAUGGAAAGGAUACCAAAUCCACGAAGCUGCAGCGCAGUUUCUCUCCAUAAGCCGUGGAACUAACUACAAAUUCCCCGCUCACACCCCGCCAAAAAAUCGGACUUUCCUUUUUGACCCCGACUCCCGACGGCAGAGCUAAGAGCUUCACUCCAUUAUAAUCAAUUCCCACUUCCGUCGCCCCAAAAUCCACCACCAGAAAAUCAAACAGUUUGGGAAUUACAAUGGCAACCACCGCCGCCACCGCAGCCAAUUCGCCGACUAAGAGGUCAUCUUCGGGCAAAGGAUUCAAAUUCAGCCUUCCCCUGCUCCGCUCCAUCCACAUCAACAAGUCCAAACCCAAUUCCUCCCCCGCCGCCGCCGCCGCCUCCCCUCUUUCUUCGCCUUCCGCAGCGGGGCGGAGCAAGGAGGCGGAUCUGCUGCGGGUGUUUCGCCACUUCGACAGCGACGGGGACGGCAGGAUUUCAGGGGAGGAGCUGGGGAUGUACUUCGCGUCGACGACAGGGGAGGCGAUGUCGAAGGAGGACGCGGAAAAGGUGAUUGGGGAGUUCGACGGCGACGGCGACGGGAUGCUGGAGUUCGGGGAAUUUGUUCGGAUGGUCGACGGCGACGGCAAGGAUCUCGACGGCGACCUGCGGCGGGCGUUUGAGAUGUUCGAGGAGGAUAAGGGGGAAGGGUGUAUUACGCCGCGUGGGUUGCAGAGGAUGUUGGUCCGGUUGGGUGAUCGGAAGUCGGUAGAUGAGUGCUCGGCGAUGAUCCGGCCGUUUGAUUUGGACGGGAACGGCGUGCUGGAUUAUCAGGAGUUUCAGCGGAUGAUGAACUGAGAGAGAAAAGAACUAAUCAUGAUUUAGCUAAUAAAGGGUUUGGCGUUUGGUUUAGUGGUGGAUUGAUGGCAUCAAUUGAAUGUAACUAUUACCAGUUACGUUUGCCACAACAUUGUGAUGUUGUUCUUUAUUUAAUGGGUGGUUUUGGAUUGAGUAUUUGCAGUGAUGGCAAUGUGGUGCCACGGGUCCUCAAUACCUAUAUCAGGCCCGCACCAAGUGUGUCUUAGGCGAGUAAUAUCCGCGAGUGGGUGGCGGGGUAGGUCGACUCAUUUUUAUAUGUUAUUUGAGCAAAUAUAUGUAAAAUUUAUUUUCACGAUUAAGCGAAGAAAAACACUUUAUAAAA
Molecule: messenger RNA, 1207 nt
Organism: Linum trigynum
Lineage: Eukaryota; Viridiplantae; Streptophyta; Magnoliopsida; Malpighiales; Linaceae
Source: the annotation of a GenBank genome assembly